UCAUCCUCCAACCCAAACCAACCUAGCUAAUUACUACAACCUCUCCGCUGCUUCUUCCUGCUCUCCGGCAGCAAAGCUAGCUACCUCCACUUCAUUGAUCAAGCCACACAGUCUUGCUCCUAAAAGAAUGGGCAGCUUGGACACCAACCCAAUGGCCUUCUCCGCCUUGCCCAACGACAAGGCAGCGUUCGAGCCGCUAAACCCCGAAGAUGUCCGCGCAUACCUCCACAAGGCCGUCGACUUCAUCUCCGACUACUACACCAACGUCGAGUCCAUGCCCGUUCUCCCUAACGUGAAGCCGGGAUACCUGCAGGACGAGCUCAGCGCGUCCCCGCCGACCUACUCGGCGCCCUUCGAUGUCACCAUGAAGGAGCUCAGGACAUCCGUCGUCCCUGGCAUGACGCACUGGGCUAGCCCCAACUUCUUCGCCUUUUUCCCCUCCACCAACAGCGCCGCGGCAAUCGCCGGCGACCUCAUCGCCUCCGCCAUGAACACCGUCGGGUUCACGUGGCAGGCCUCUCCCGCGGCCACCGAGAUGGAGGUUCUCGCGCUCGACUGGCUUGCGCAGCUCCUUCGCCUGCCAACCACCUUCAUGAAUCGCACAAGCACUGGCCGCGGCACUGGUGGUGGUGUCAUCCUCGGCACCACGAGCGAAGCAAUGCUCGUCACGCUGGUCGCCGCCCGUGACGCCGCGCUGCGUAGAAGCGGCUCUGUCGGUGUGGCCGACCUGCCGCGCUUGACUGUGUAUGCUGCCGACCAGACCCACUCCACGUUCUUCAAGGCAUGCCGCCUUGCAGGCUUCGACCCCGCCAACAUCCGCUCCAUCCCUACUGGGUCGGAAACCGACUACGGACUCGACCCGACCAAGCUUCUCGAGAUCAUGCAAGCUGAUACCGAUGCCGGUCUCGUGCCAACAUAUGUAUGUGCCACAGUGGGCACAACGUCUUCCAACGCCGUCGACCCGGUGGGUGCCGUCGCUGACGUUGCCGCCCUUUUCAAUGUGUGGGUCCAUGUCGACGCUGCCUACGCUGGCAGUGCGUGCAUCUGCCCGGAGUUCCGCCACCAUCUCGAUGGCGUCGAGCGCGUGGACUCCAUUAGCAUGAGCCCACACAAAUGGCUUCUCACAUGCCUCGAUUGCACCUGUCUCUAUGUCCGCGAUGCUCACCGCCUAAGUGACUCGUUGGAGACCAACCCGGAGUACCUAAAGAAUGAUGCUACAGACUCGGGCGAGGUCACCGAUCUUAAGGACAUGCAGGUCGGCGUCGGUCGGCGGUUCCGUGGGCUCAAGCUCUGGAUGGUCAUGCGCACAUAUGGUACCGCAAAGCUCCAAGAGCACAUCCGUAGCGACGUCGCCAUGGCGAAGAUGUUUGAAGAUUUUGUUCGUGCUGAUGACAGGUUCGAGGUGGUCGUACCAAGGAACUUUGCUCUCGUGUGUUUCAGGAUCAAGGCAACUGGCGCCAUGACAGAGGAGGAUGCCGAUGAGGCCAACCGUGUGCUCAUGGAGAAUCUGAAUAAGACCGGUAAGGCUUAUCUUGCACACACGGUGGUUGGUGAUAGGUUCGUGCUUCGGUUCGCCGUGGGGUCGUCCCUGCAGGAGGAGAGGCAUGUGAGGAGUGCCUGGGACCUCAUCAAGAAGACUACUAGCAGUAUCAUGGAUUAAGUGAAUGGACCUACAGAUGCACAAAGUUCCAGAAGCCACACAAAUCCCUAUAUUUGGGGUAUAAUUAUUAUUUUGUAUUUAUCUUUUUUUUCUAUGAUUCGGAUUAUUAUUACUUUGCACAUUUGGUUCUUAUUCCGUUUUGUGAUCUAUAUCGGCCGAGGAUAUAUGUAUAGGAGGCCGGUACCAAAGAAAUUGAUUAGAUUGUAAGAAUUGCUUAUAUUGCAAGAACAUGAGAUAUUAUUCUUUAUAUUGUACUCUAGUAUAAAUAUAUGGGAGUGACUUAUAGUAGGUGACUGCUUUUUUGUUUUGGAUCA
This is a messenger RNA of Aegilops tauschii subsp. strangulata, 1974 nucleotides long. RefSeq names its product tryptophan decarboxylase 1. Gene Ontology annotation, molecular function: carboxy-lyase activity; pyridoxal phosphate binding. The record is from RefSeq and is a predicted model, not a curated record. NCBI's taxonomy places the organism in Eukaryota, Viridiplantae, Streptophyta, Magnoliopsida, Poales, Poaceae. Gene Ontology annotation, cellular component: cytoplasm. Gene Ontology annotation, biological process: amino acid metabolic process; carboxylic acid metabolic process.